GACAAAAGCAGCUAACGCGCGCAUUCCGGAGCGAGCUGCCGCGACGUGUGCUCGUGCGAACUCGAUCUCGUACUCGUAGCCCACUUGGUCGCGAUUGCAAUUAUCACCCAUAAUCGCCGCAACAAUCAUCCCAUAUCGUGACGUCAUUGAUUUAGUAUGUCGCUGAGCCGCGUGUCGGCCCGGUGUGUCCGCAGCUUCUUGGUGCAGUGACAUUCCAGUGAGCGCCAUGAAUUCGUACUUCGAGCAGAGCGGCUUCUACGGGAGCCACCACCACCAGAGCGGCUCCGUCGGCGGCGCCCACCACCACGAGCAGAGCGCGGCGGCGGCGGCCGCCUACCGCUCUUUCCCGCUCAGCCUCGGCAUGUCGCCGUACGCCUCCAGCCAGCACCACCACCACCACUCGCUCCACCAGGCGCGGCCGCCCCAGGACUCCCCGUACGACGCGUCGGUGGCGGCGGCAUGCAAGCUCUACUCCUCGUCCGCGGACGGCCAGCAGAACUCCGUCAACUACAGCACGUCCAACUCGAAGCCGGACUGCUCCAAGGGCAACGCCGACCAGAACGGUUACGCCUCCGUGGUGGCGGCGGCCGCCGUCAAGGACGUUUGGCAAAGUGCGACUUCUGGCGGUGGCGCUAACUUGACGAACAGUUUGACGGGGCCGGUGCGGCCGGCGGCGUGCACGCCGGACUCCAGGGUGGGAUACGGGUCGGCGGUGGGACUCGUCGGCGGCGACCCGGCGUCGAGCCCGGGGGCGGCGGCUGGCAGGACCGCCAACUCGCUCUCGUGGAAUAACCCCUGCUCCAUCAACUCUAGCUCGUCCCAGCCGGUCGGCACGCAGAUCCACCAGCAGACGAAUCACACGUUUUACCCCUGGAUGGCCAUUGCAGGUGCGAAUGGCCUUAGAAGGAGAGGCCGUCAGACGUAUACCCGGUACCAGACCCUGGAACUGGAAAAAGAAUUCCACACAAACCACUACCUGACCCGGCGGCGGCGGAUAGAAAUGGCGCACGCCCUCUGUUUAACAGAACGACAAAUAAAAAUAUGGUUCCAGAAUCGGCGAAUGAAAUUAAAGAAGGAAAUUCAAGCCAUCAAAGAACUAAACGAACAAGAAAAACAAGCACAAGCUCAAAAAGCGGCGGCAGCGGCAGCUGCGGCGGUGGCUUCUCAAGUGGACCAGAAUUAGUGGAUUACUUCGGUGUUGUUGGCGGAUCAACAUAAUUCUUAAAACAAGAGUCCUGACACGGCAAUGCCUCAGGCCUUCGUUGACCAGGAAGUUGGCGCCAACCUCUACCGGAUUCAUCGACUAAAUCGGACCACAAUGUGAGAACACUACUACAUACGUACUACGCCAAAAUGGACCCGUCAUGUGACAUGUGUAUACUUUUAGUGGUUAGUGUAAAAAUUAUUUAUAAUCCAAAGUAAUUAAUGUUAACAGUGACGAGAUAUUUUUCGAACUGUACUUUUGUUUUAUAAAACUAUUGUAAAGAAACAUGUGCGAAUGAUUACUUAUAUACGUAAUUGGGUUUAUGUGCCAUAAUUCAGAAAAAGUUAACGAUAUACGUAAAUUAUAAUCCUAGUAGAUGUAAGAACUAAAUUAUGAGGAAAUAUAAGUAAGUGACUGAGUAUUUUUUCUAUUAGUGAAGAUUUUUAUUCUGUACAUAUUGUUCAGUAGUGGUCCCACAAGAUCACAAAAAUGUGUAUUAAUAAAAAUUGUUCAAAACCAGUCGAAACUGUUUUUGUGGUCUUGGAACCUGUUUGUCGAAUGUCCACUUGCAAUUCUUCAUGGAUCUCUUAAUUUUGUUAUUUUACAUUAUAAAUAUAGGCAUAAUUGUGUAAACUGUAAGGGAAUUUUCGAAUGGCUGCUGCAGUUUAUCGAUGUUGUCGAAUACUAUGCUGAAAACGCCCAGCCACAUUGGAAAAUUGCGACCUGUAAAUAUAGAACUCUGUUUGCUAUUUUUCUAGAGCACCGCUUGUACUAAUUUAAAUUUUGUUUCCUGUAUAUGCUGUAAAUAACAAAAAUUAAAACCUCUUUAAGAAUUUAUGCAUCUGUGCGUAUCGUACCUAAAAUAGCUUAAGAAAAUAUACAUUUUAUAUUUUAAGAUGUAUGACUUUAGUUUAAUUGUUUGAAACGAAAGUACAAGAAAUGUAUACGUAAAUGUACUAAUUACGCAGAGGAACUCUGUACCUUGCAAACCAGUGUGUUUGGGCUGAAGCUACAUCUUCGUAAUCCUAAAACUUUGUACAUAAGCUGUAAAAUUUUCAUAGGGUAAGGAUAAAAUGUAUACUGUUCAUCUAGAGUAUUGUUUGUUUUUCUUUCUCGUUUUUUAUCGACAUUUUGUUGCUUAUUUGUUGCUCAAGAUUUAAUUUUUCAUGUAAUAUACGCUCCCUAUCUUCUCUGUCGUCUA
Messenger RNA from Zophobas morio, 2405 nucleotides. RefSeq names its product homeotic protein ultrabithorax-like (gene Ubx). Lineage: Eukaryota; Metazoa; Arthropoda; Insecta; Coleoptera; Tenebrionidae. Gene Ontology annotation, biological process: anterior/posterior pattern specification; negative regulation of transcription by RNA polymerase II. Gene Ontology annotation, molecular function: RNA polymerase II cis-regulatory region sequence-specific DNA binding; DNA-binding transcription factor activity, RNA polymerase II-specific. The transcript is spliced from 3 exons. The coding region runs from base 227 to 1183 and encodes 318 amino acids. The record is from RefSeq and is a predicted model, not a curated record. Gene Ontology annotation, cellular component: nucleus.